Molecule: messenger RNA, 647 nt
Organism: Dissoconium aciculare CBS 342.82
Lineage: Eukaryota; Fungi; Ascomycota; Dothideomycetes; Mycosphaerellales; Dissoconiaceae
Exons: 3
Coding region: 243-581 (112 amino acids)
Biological process (GO): termination of RNA polymerase III transcription; DNA-templated transcription
Cellular component (GO): RNA polymerase III complex
Molecular function (GO): nucleic acid binding; zinc ion binding; DNA-directed RNA polymerase activity
Source: RefSeq, a predicted model, not a curated record
AUUCUUCCAAAACCGCUCCAUCCGUGAUGACAGCACGUGAGAAAGAGUCGCAGUUGCAUACUUUUCUACACGGGCCAGAUCAUGAUAUGAAAGACGAGAUCCGAACGCCAUGAAGCAUCGCGUAUAACAAGGAAUCAACCCCUGAAAGAUCGAGCGGACAGGCUGCGAAGAAACCAACUCCAAGUCCCCAACACCAUCUCAAUUCUACGAAAAUGCUGCUCUUCUGUCCCUCCUGCAGCAACAUGCUCAUAAUCACGACGCUGCCCAGCCACCACGUCAGCCCCAGCGAGGCGUCGACGCACGGCGGCAAGAACCGCUUCGAGUGCCGGACGUGCCCCUACCAGAUGGUGCUGGACCGGCGGUAUUUCGAGCGGAAGAACAUGAAGCUCAAGGAGGUGGAGGACAUCCUCGGGGGCGCCGACAGCUGGGCGAACGUGGAUCGGACGGACGCCAAGUGCGCCAACGAGAACUGCGAUUCCCGCCUGGCGUACUUCCGCCAAGUCCAGAUCCGCAGCGCCGACGAGCCGAUGACGAGCUUCUACAAAUGUGUGAAGUGCGGGACGGAUUGGCGGGAGAAUUGAUCGGGACGAUGGAUGCAUGGAUGGGAGAUCCAAACGGGGGGAGAUGAUGGGAACUAUUGCGCGGGC